Molecule: messenger RNA, 1614 nt
Organism: Zygosaccharomyces rouxii
Lineage: Eukaryota; Fungi; Ascomycota; Saccharomycetes; Saccharomycetales; Saccharomycetaceae
Gene: SRP1
Product: karyopherin alpha
Exons: 1
Coding region: 1-1614 (537 amino acids)
Biological process (GO): NLS-bearing protein import into nucleus
Cellular component (GO): nucleus; nucleoplasm; cytoplasm
Molecular function (GO): nuclear import signal receptor activity; protein binding
Source: RefSeq, a predicted model, not a curated record
AUGGAGACUACGAAUAAAUUUGUCCCAGAAUAUAGACGUACAAAUUUCAAAAAUAAAGAACGUUUUUCAGCUGAUGAAUUACGUCGUCGUAGGGAUACUCAACAAGUCGAAUUGAGAAAGGCUAAGAGAGAUGAAGCAUUGGCUAAAAGAAGAAAUUACAUCCCACCUGCAAAUGGUGCAGAUUCUGAAGAUGAAGAUGAUGCAUCUGCAUCUGCAGACCAACAAUUUUAUGCUCAAUUACAACUAGAAUUACCUGAAAUGAUUCGUCAAAUUCAAUCCCCGGACAUGCAGGAACAGUUAGCAGCCACCGUAAAGUUUAGACAAAUUUUGUCACGAGAACAUAGACCUCCAAUUGACAUUGUUAUUCAAUCAGGCGUCGUUCCAACUUUGGUAAAUUAUAUGAAUGAAAACCAACCUGAAAUGUUACAAUUAGAAGCAGCAUGGGCAUUGACCAAUAUUGCAUCAGGUACAUCCGCUCAAACAAAAGUUGUUGUCGACGCAGGAGCAGUUCCACUUUUCAUUCAAUUACUAUACACAGGUUCAGUGGAAGUUCAAGAACAAGCAAUUUGGGCUCUUGGUAAUGUUGCAGGUGAUUCAACAGAUUACAGAGAUCGUGUACUACAAUGUGGUGCGAUGGAACCAAUUUUGGGUCUUUUCAAUACUAAUAAAACCUCAUUAAUUAGAACUGCAAUCUGGACACUUUCAAACUUAUGCAGAGGUAAAAAGCCACAACCCGAUUGGUCGAUAGUUUCACGUUCAUUGCCAACGUUGGCCAAAUUAAUCUAUUCGUUGGACACUGAAACUCUAAUUGACGCAUGCUGGGCAAUCUCUUACCUAUCAGAUGGUCCUCCAGAAGCCAUUCAGGCAGUUAUUGACGUCAGAAUCCCCAAGAGAUUAGUUGAAUUACUAAACCACCAAUCAACUUUGGUUCAAACUCCUGCGCUGAGAGCUGUUGGUAAUAUUGUAACGGGUAACGAUUUACAAACCCAAGUUGUCAUUAAUGCUGGUGUAUUGCCUGCAUUGAGAAACCUUCUAGGAUCACCAAAGGAAUCAAUCCGUAAAGAAGCUUGUUGGACAAUUUCUAAUAUUACAGCAGGUAAUACAGAGCAAAUUCAAGCUGUUAUAGAUUCAAAUAUGGUCCCACCAUUGGUCAAGUUAUUGGAGACAGCUGAUUAUAAAACAAAGAAAGAAGCUUGUUGGGCGAUUUCCAAUGCUUCGUCUGGUGGUUUACAAAGACCUGAAAUUAUUAGAUAUUUGGUUUCACAAGGUUGCAUAAAACCAUUAUGUGAUCUGUUGGAAAUUGCAGAUAAUAGAAUUAUUGAAGUGACACUAGAUGCUUUGGAGAAUAUCUUAAAGAUGGGUGAAGCUGAUAAAGAAGCUCGUGGUCUUAACAUCAAUGAAAACGCCGAUUACAUCGAAAAGGCAGGUGGUAUGGAAAAGAUCUUCAACUGUCAACAAAAUGAAAACGAUAAGAUUUACGAGAAGGCCUACAAAAUCAUUGAGACUUAUUUCGGUGAAGAAGACGAUGCCAUUGAUGAAAGUAUGGCUCCACAAACAGCUGGUAACACUUUUGGCUUUGGAUCUAACGUUCAACAACAAUUUAAUUUCAAUUGA